AUAAGAUCCUCAGCAGCGAGGUGCUGGCAUAGUGCGGCUGUUGGUCUUCUUCUGCCACCAUCAUGACCGUCUCCGCCACUCUCCUGGUGUCCGCCAUCAUGGCUUUCUUGGUGUCUGCGGUGACGUCACAGGAACAGGACAAGUUGUCAAUCAGCAUGCGCUGUAUGUCGCUGGGUCGGUUCCCGCACCCCAGAGACUGCGGAGGGUUCGUCGACUGUCUACCUGACGGCGAGGGGGGCCUGAGGGCUCGUGAGGGCUCCUGCAGGGGACGUGCCUUCCACCCCACACUCAAGAAGUGCGUCAGCUUGCAGAAGGUGGAUGGAUGCCAGCCCCGCGCGGCUAGAGCUCUGACCUCUGACCCCAAGUUAGACUACGUGUGUGAGGGCGCCAGCAGCGAGUUCGUGUGUGCCGACUGCAAAACACUGGUCAACUGCGUUAACGGCACGGCGUACCCGGAGCCUUGUGCCUCGGGCUACCUGUGUGCCACCAAGGAACAUAAAUUUGGAGGUGGCGUGUGUUACCCUGACGAGCCUAUAGGGUGUGCCUGCGAACAACCCAAUCAGUUCAAGGUUGAUGUAUACGAUGAAACUCACUUCUUGUUCUGCGAGGCCAAAGAUGCGGACCCACAAAUCUACCAGUGUCCUGAUGACCAUAUCUUCGACCCCACCAUGAGCCAGUGCACAAAUAACAAUGGGUUGCCGGAGUGUACCGCCAUCGGAGUCUUCGCCAACGUCAACAACUGCUCCCAGUAUUAUAACUGCAUUCCUACCAUUGACGGUUGGGUACAGAAGCCUUUCUCUUGUAACAACGAAUCUCACUUGGGACUUAUGUAUAACGAAGCUAGUGGCCAAUGCGAGGACCCGUGCGAUUGGAACAAGGGUAGUUUCAAAUGUGAAAACGAAGGUCGCUUCCCCGACCCUCUCAACUGCCAACGUUACUACGAUUGCGUGGCCGACUCAGCUCAGCCGUCAGGUUUCCGUCAGUCUCUGCACGAGUGCCCAGAAGGCUACGAGUGGGACCCUAGUGCAAGGAGUCAAUUCGGCCACUGUGUGGAGGAGGGUAACAGCUUGGCUAAGUGUGUUCCCGUCACCGCUAACAAGUGCGUUGUCCCUGACGGCCUGUGCAACCCGGAGCCGGUCACGAUCCAGCCUGAACAGCCAGAACAGUCUUCACAGCCUCCACAGCCUACACUGUCUGCACAGGCUGCGUAGUGACCCAUACAGACUGACGUAAGUUACAACCCUCUCCCCAUUUUAAUAAGUACUAAACUGUAUUUAAGGCAUUAGGACAAAAAAUAAUAAGUACGAUAGUAAAUAAUUAUACAGUUCGUAAACCUCUCUUUCCCCUUCCCCUCAAAAAAAUUCCAUUGUUAUUAUCAUCUUCCCAACAUAUUAAUAUGUACAAUACCGUGCUUGAAGAAAACUAACUUCCACGGAGCAGCUAUGGUUUGGUAAGGUUUGGCCUACUUGGUUAGGCUAGCUUAGGCAGUCAAAGUGCUAGGAAAGUGGAGGCUUCUUUUAGUCAUUUUUUCCAAAAAAAUAUGUAUAAUUAUGUAUUAAUGUAUUUAGUAUAACUUUCUACAAAAGCCUUGAAUAGUUUUGUAUUUAUUAGAAUGAGGUGAGAUUGUUCAUGACCCCGAGAGUCCACCGACCAACACAGUUUGUCUUUGUUAUGUAGUAUUAGUGACGUUAAUUUAUUCUUUGUUGACUGUAAUCAAAUAAAUUCAUGAUAAGUAAA
This is a messenger RNA of Procambarus clarkii (red swamp crayfish), 1737 nucleotides long. RefSeq lists its product as uncharacterized. NCBI's taxonomy places the organism in Eukaryota, Metazoa, Arthropoda, Malacostraca, Decapoda, Cambaridae. Gene Ontology annotation, cellular component: extracellular region. Gene Ontology annotation, molecular function: chitin binding. The record is from RefSeq and is a predicted model, not a curated record.